Molecule: messenger RNA, 1692 nt
Organism: Haliotis rufescens (red abalone)
Lineage: Eukaryota; Metazoa; Mollusca; Gastropoda; Lepetellida; Haliotidae
Product: extensin-1-like
Exons: 3
Coding region: 1-1692 (563 amino acids)
Source: RefSeq, a predicted model, not a curated record
AUGUCACUACAGCCCCCUCCCCAUGUCACUACAGCCCUCCCCAUGUCACUACAGCCCUCUCCCUAUGUCACUACAGCCCUCCCCAUGUCACUACAGCCCUCUCCCCAUGUCACUACAGCCUCUCCCUAUGUCACUACAGCCCCCUCCCCAUGUCACUACAGCCCUCCCCAUGUCACUACAGCCCUCCCCAUGUCACUACAGCCCUCUCCCCAUGUCACUACAGCCUCUCCCUAUGUCACUACAGCCCUCCCCAUAUCACUACAGCCCUCUCCCCAUGUCACUACAGCCCUCCCCCAUGUCACUACAGCCUCUCCCUAUGUCACUACAGCCCUCUCCAUGUCACUACAGCCCUCCCCCAUGUCACUACAGCCUCUCCCUAUGUCACUACAGCCCUCUCCAUAUCACUACAGCCCUCUCCCCAUGUCACUACAGCCCUCUCCCCAUGUCACUACAGCCCUCUCCCUAUGUCACUACAGCCUCUCCCUAUGUCACUACAGCCCUCCCCAUAUCACUACAGCCCUCUCCCCAUGUCACUACAGCCCUCUCCCCAUGUCACUACAGCCCUCUCCCCAUGUCACUACAGCCUCUCCCUAUGUCACUACAGCCCUCCCCAUGUCACUACAGCCCCCUCCCCAUGUCACUACAGCCCCCUCCCCAUGUCACUACAGCCCCCUCCCCAUGUCACUACAGCCCUCCCCAUGUCACUACAGCCCCCUCCCCAUGUCACUACAGCCCUCCCCAUGUCACUACAGCCCCCUCCCCAUGUCACUACAGCCCCCUCCCCAUGUCACUACAGCCCUCCCCAUGUCACUACAGCCCUCCCCAUGUCACUACAGCCCUCCCCAUGUCACUACAGCCCCCUCCCCAUGUCACUACAGCCCUCCCCAUAUCACUACAGCCCUCUCCCCAUGUCACUACAACCCUCCCCAUGUCACUACAGCCCUCCCCAUGUCACUACAGCCCUCCCCAUGUCACUACAGCCUCUCCCUAUCCCUCCCCAUGUCACUACAGCCCUCCCCAUGUCACUACAGCCCUCCCCAUGUCACUACAGCCCUCCCCAUGUCACUACAGCCCCCUCCCCAUGUCACUACAGCCCUCCCCAUGUCACUACAGCCCUCCCCAUGUCACUACACCCCUCCCCAUGUCACUACAGCCCUCUCCCCAUGUCACUACAGCCCCCUCCCCAUGUCACUACAGCCCUCCCCAUGUCACUACAGCCCUCUCCCCCCCAUGUCACUACAGCCCUCCCCAUGUCACUACAGCCCUCCCCAUGUCACUACAGCCCUCUCCCCAUGUCACUACAGCCCCCUCCCCAUGUCACUACAGCCCUCCCCAUGUCACUACAGCCCUCUCCCCAUGUCACUACAACCCUCCCCAUGUCACUACAGCCCUCUCCCCAUGUCACUACAGCCCCCUCCCCAUGUCACUACAGCCCUCCCCAUGUCACUACAGCCUCUCCCCAUGUCACUACAGCCUCUCCCUAUCAGCUUGAGUGGGGACCUUGACGACAUCCUUGAUGACAACCUUGACGACAUCCUUGACGACAUCCUUGAUGACAUCCUUGAUGACAUCCUUGACGACAUCCUUGACGACAUCCUUGACGACAUCCUAGACGACAUCCUUGACGACAUCCUUGACGACAUCCUUGAUGAAGGAACUCGCAUGUGGACAGCAUCUUCAUUGAAAGAAUAA